Messenger RNA from Entamoeba invadens IP1, 738 nucleotides. RefSeq lists its product as hypothetical. The coding region runs from base 1 to 738 and encodes 245 amino acids. The transcript is spliced from 2 exons. The record is from RefSeq and is a predicted model, not a curated record. Lineage: Eukaryota; Evosea; Mastigamoebida; Endamoebidae.
AUGUCAUUACCUGAACAAAGUCUUCCGCUCCCCGACUCAAACGCGAUUUUGAAAAUUUCAUCACAAACAAUAUUUCGACACGUCCCAUUCACUGUGGAGUUUUCUGCGUCCCCCCUUUGGCUUUCAAAAAACUCGAUCCGUCCUGAGGACAUCUUAUAUGCUGGUCUUCGAACAAAAGUUUUAAAGGUUCGAACGACUGAUGAAGUGAAAGAGUGUCCGAGUUGUUCCAAAGGUCGUAAAGUGAUAGAAAUUGGUGUAUCAUCCAACCAAAAGUUUUUAGAAGGUAAAAUGAUUAACGGUCGCCAGAUCUUCACUUUCGACCGGUGCCGAUCGAAUUGUUCUUCUUCACGAAAUCACCAUAAGGAUCAGCUCUAUUUGUCGAUUGAAUUCUCUCAGAACGUUUCCGUUUCUUCUCAGCCAUUUAUCAUUCGAUCACGAGUUCUUCUUCCCAAAGGAAAAGAUGAGAAACAAUUGAUCAAGAAAGUCGACCAAAAAGUCAUUGUCGUCUGUGUAGAGGGCGAUCGUUCACCCUUCAUCGAACAAAUCAAAGAUUUGGCUAACAAAGAAGCUCCAGACGCCUGUAAUGUCGUCAUCAAAAACUUCGAAGGGUUGAGUGUCUUAUACAUUCAUGUCAAUAUCGACGUCGCUGAAGCCUUAGAAACAAAGCUCACACAAAUCGUCGAGCCAGCUUCUACAUCAGAACAUUCAGCUUUUGUUAUUUCUUCAUUAACUAAUUGA